AUGGCAAACUACGAAAAGCUGAAAGAAGAGGUAAAUGAAGAGCCAAAAGAGAAGGCCAACAAGUUAACGCCAGAGCAGCUGGCAGAAAUGAAUACGCCUGAAUCAGGGCUGACAAGCUCAGAAGCAGCGAGAAGAUUAGCUAGAGAUGGGUAAUUAAUAUUAAGGCCAAAUAUGCUUCCUGAGAAAAAGACCAAUCCAUUUCUCAAGUUCCUAACUCCCCCCCUCCGUGAGUGAACAAAACCAUUAGAAAAAUCCCUAUUUUUUGCCCAAAAACCCACCCUCCAUGAGUGAACAAAAAUUUUUUAUGGAAAAAAAAUUGAUAUAUAAGUGAUAAUUAUUAUAAUGAAAUCUCGAGCUAAUUCUGUUUAAUUUUAACAAAUUGCUUUUUAAAACAUAAAUUUUAUAAAUUAAAUUAAUAUUUGCUUUCCAAUUUUUGCAAAUUAGGAUUUUUUUUAAAAUUUGAAAAAAAAAAUUUCUAUAAAUUUAUAUAUAUAUAAAUUUUUUUUAAAAAAAAAAAUUAACCCCCUUCCCCUCCGUGAGUGAACAAAAAUUUUUUGUUCACUCACGGAGGGGGGAGUAAGCUAUUUUUGGGGUCCAAUGCCAGGCAUGAUUUGGGCAGCCAUUUUGAUUGAGCUGAUCCGACUUUCAUGGCUUGACUUUGGAGUUCUGAUGAUUUUACAAUUUGUGAAUGGCUUUGUAGGCUGGUAUGAAGAAAAAAAUGCUGGGAAUGCAAUAGAAGCACUCAAAAAGAAUAUGGCCCCUAAAGCCAAAUGCAAGAGAGAUGGACAAUACGAGACAAUAAAUGCGAAAGAUUUAGUCAUAGGUGAUAGAAUUAACUUAAAGCUUGGAGACAUAAUUCCCGCUGAUGCAGUCUUAGGGCCAGGGUUUGCUGAAAUUGAUCAAUCAGCUCUAACUGGUGAGUCUUUAGCGGUCAUGAAAUAUGAAGGUGAUACAGUCUAUCAAGGCUCAGUAUGCAAAAGAGGAGACCUUGAAGCCAUUGUAAUGGCUACUGGGGCAAGAACUUUUUUUGGGAGGACUUCAGCCUUGGUUGGUUCUGUUAACCAGCGCGGGAACUUCCAAAAAGUCUUACUAAAAGUCGCUUUUUCUUUGCUUAUUGUUUCUGUUGUUUUGGUUAUUGUAAUUCUUAUAGUGAACUUGGCAAAAGGGAACAACUUCCUGGAAACCUUGUCCAUUUGUGUCGUUUUAUUAGUCGCCUCAAUCCCUAUCGCCAUGCAGGUUGUGUGCACAGCAACUAUGGCUGUUGGAGCACAUGCUUUAGCAACACGAAAAGCAAUUGUGAGUAGGCUGACUGCAAUUGAAGAACUAGCAGGAAUGAAAAUUCUCUGCAGUGAUAAAACUGGAACACUAACAAAGAACGAGUUGACAAUUCAAAAUCCAGUGCUGCUUAAAAAUUAUAAAGCUGAAGAUUUAUUUUUAGUUGCAGGACUUGCAGCUAAAAGAGAAGUGGGAUCUCAAGACGCCAUUGAUAAAUGUAUUACUGAGUAUGCUUAUGAAAAAUGCAGGAUCAGCUAUGAUGGCUACGAAGAAGAAGAAUUUGUUCCAUUUGACCCAAAAAUCAAGCGAACAGAAGCAACUGUGAGAAACCGUAAGGGAGAAAUUUUCAGAUGUACAAAAGGAGCUCCACAAGUUGUUUUAGCUAUGGCUGCAGACCCAAGUAUCGAAGAAGAAGUAUCAGGGCACGUUCUAGAUUUAGCUGCAAGAGGAUACAGAACUCUUGGAGUCGCCAAGAUGGACCCUGGCGAAACCAAGUGGAAAAUGAUAGGGCUAAUUUCACUUUAUGACCCUCCAAGAGAUGAUACCAAAGAAACAAUACAAAAAGCUUUACAAAUGGAAGUCAAGGUCAAAAUGAUCACUGGUGAUCAGCUUGCUAUAGCCAAAGAAACUGCCAGAUUGCUGAAUAUGGGGGAUAAAAUAUAUAACUCUGAUAUGCUCCAAGCUGAAACAAACACUGUCAGUCGAGAAAUUUUAGACUCCAUGGUAGAAGAAGCUGAUGGGUUUGCAGAAGUCUUCCCUGAGCAUAAAUUUGCAAUUGUAAAAAUGCUUCAAGAGAGAGGCUUCAGGUGUGGAAUGACUGGAGAUGGUGUCAAUGAUGCUCCUGCUUUGAAAAAAGCUGAUGUAGGAAUUGCUGUUGAUGGCGCCACUGACGCUGCAAGAGCUGCUGCUGACAUUGUCUUGACAAGUCCAGGGCUUAGUGUAAUUAUAGAAGCUAUCUAUAGAGCCAGAAAGACAUUCCAAAGGAUGAAUAACUAUUGCACAUAUAGAAUUGCUUGUACUUUCCAAAUCAUCAUCUUCUUCUUCAUCACUAUGGUCGCUGUCGACCCUUCAGACGAUUUUACAUGCAAAGGGCAUGGCUGUGGAAGUAUUCCGAAUACUUUUGCUUUGCCUGUUAUAUGUCUCGUCAUUAUGGUCAUUCUGAAUGAUGGACUAAUCAUUUCAAUCGCUUAUGACAAAGUUACUGUGAAUAAAAAGCCUGAGGCCUGGAACAUGGUCCUUAUCUUUUCAAAUUCGACCGUUUUAGGCUUCAUUGCUUUUAUCUCCUCUCUCAUUUUAUUACUGCUCUGUUUAGACAAUAUGAACAGCCAUGAUAAAAAUGUAUUUUUGAAUGCAUUCGGAAUUGAAGCUAUGAGAUAUGGAGAAAUUCUUACAAUCAUAUUCAUGAAAGUCUCCAUUUCAAACUUCCUGACUGUGUUUUCUGCUAGGACAAUGAGCUGGUUCUGGACAAGAAUGCCAGGAAAGCUGCUAUUCAGUGCAGAUAUGUUCGGAAUUGUCGUGUGUUUGUUCCUUUCUUGCUAUUGGUUCUUAAACAUCAGUGUCGGAGAAAGCAGCAACAUCCCUGAUAUGAAGCCUAUUAGCUGGGGAGUCGCUAUGUGGAUUUUGGGCUAUGACAUCGUCUUUUUCAUUCUCCAAGACAUUGCCAAACUUAUCAUGAUCAGAACUUUUGACGCUUACUACAAAUCGCAAGGAAAAGAAGGAGGAUACUCAGGAGCUAUGCUUACAGACUCAUUCUUGGUUUUCACAGACGUAGUUUCAGACAAGCGAAAUACAAGGAAGUCUAUCGUGACCAGAAGAUCAAUGGUUGCUGCUCAAGACGUCCAUGGAGGUCGUUAA
This is a messenger RNA of Blepharisma stoltei, 3129 nucleotides long. NCBI's taxonomy places the organism in Eukaryota, Ciliophora, Heterotrichea, Heterotrichida, Blepharismidae. The record is from the annotation of a GenBank genome assembly.